Messenger RNA from Linum trigynum, 207 nucleotides. The record is from the annotation of a GenBank genome assembly. NCBI's taxonomy places the organism in Eukaryota, Viridiplantae, Streptophyta, Magnoliopsida, Malpighiales, Linaceae.
AUGGAGGAGGUAAGAUUCCGCCAUUGGAGAGUUAGGUCUGCUACUGUUGGCACCUUCCAAAACCUUCACCAUCUUCAGAAGCGAGAACCCGUAUCGGAGGAAGAUGUAGAGCGAGUUAGCCCCAUGAGACAAUCUCUGAACGAACGGGUUCUCGGAAUCGGCGGUCAGAGUCUUGAGAACGAACUUGCCGUCGUCUCAAAUCCCUAG